ACCUUGCCAAAAAUGGCAAGUUAGUGCAAUUUUAUAUGCAGCAGCUACCUCAAUGACAUAAACGGCAAUCCUUCAAAAAAAAUAAAAGAAAGAAACGACAGUGGAAUCGCAGAUCUGCAUACCUGCCGCAACGACAGGUCGUUCUCUUUUCAAACACUUGACUUUACUACACUCCACUCUGGCAAUCCGUUUGAGAAUAUCGUUAGAUGAACACAAUCAACGGUUCAAACGAUUGGUGUUCAUACGGAUCGUAUGCGUUGACGCGGAUUGAACUUCUCAACCAUUGAUAAUGAUCUAUCCAACGGCAUCACGUUCCCUAAGUUUGGCGCUUUAAAAUUUUGGCGAUUUUUUAAAAUUGAAAUUUUGAAGGGGCUCGCUCCUAAAAUUCCCAAUAAAACCCUAAUCUAGCAGGCUAUUACGGCAUCUUCAUCCCUGCUACUGAACUGAAUAAACAAAGAGGGAAAAUGUCAGGAAGAGGAAAGGGAGGCAAAGGGCUAGGAAAGGGAGGAGCCAAGAGGCACAGGAAGGUUCUGCGGGAUAACAUCCAGGGGAUUACGAAACCGGCAAUUCGUCGGCUGGCUCGUAGAGGAGGCGUGAAGCGUAUCAGUGGUCUCAUUUAUGAAGAGACCAGAGGGGUUCUCAAGAUCUUCCUUGAAAAUGUGAUUCGUGAUGCUGUUACUUACACUGAACACGCAAGAAGAAAGACUGUAACCGCCAUGGAUGUUGUCUAUGCUCUCAAGAGGCAGGGUCGGACGCUCUAUGGCUUUGGCGGUUGACUUAUAUUUUCCCUUUUUUUCUGUUUUUUUUUCUCCAAUUUGUAUUAGAUUUCCUGUUAUGUUUGAUAUAGAUAAUCUCCGUUGGGAAUAUGAAUCAGUCGUACAUGAAGUGAUAGAUCUGAAUCUGCAAUGAACUUUUCUGAAAUUAAGUUAUCUUCUUUCA
This is a messenger RNA of Manihot esculenta (cassava), 939 nucleotides long. Its product is annotated as histone H4. The record is from RefSeq and is a predicted model, not a curated record. The transcript has a single exon. Gene Ontology annotation, biological process: nucleosome assembly. Gene Ontology annotation, cellular component: nucleosome. Bases 465 to 776 code for a protein of 103 amino acids. Gene Ontology annotation, molecular function: DNA binding; structural constituent of chromatin; protein heterodimerization activity. NCBI's taxonomy places the organism in Eukaryota, Viridiplantae, Streptophyta, Magnoliopsida, Malpighiales, Euphorbiaceae.